AUGUCGUCGUCGCCCCAAGACAACUUCCGCGGCACGCCAAGUGGAGUUGCACGCAAAACCUCUGCGAUUUCCAUUGGCGCGUCGCAGGAUGAGUGGCAAAGUGCACACCUUGAAGAGGAGCACCAGCGUGAGCAAGACCUGGAUGCCGCGCGUCAGCUAAGCCGUGCACGAGGCUCGCACGGUAGUGGCCACAACGUUGGUAGCCCCCAGCGCUGGAUGGAGGACGAUGAACAGAAGCCUUCGUCGCCGUCGCACGGUGGCAUGUCGUCAAUUCCCAUCCGCUCGGGCGCGGUGGCCUCGGCCAUGAAACAGUUCUACCAGCAGAACAAUCACGGAUCGACGGCAAGCGUUGACAGCCAGAGCCAUUUUAUCGACCACCGCAACCAGUCGCAUUCCAUGUCGAUGAACCCCAAUUCGCCGCUGGCGCUUCGUGCAAGCCAAGGCGCCUCUUCGAUGCGCGAUCCAUCUUCUCUCUCGCCGCGUGCGCGCCCCCAUGGAGACCAGAGCGCGCAUAUGGCGGCUCCGCCGAUCAACCUUGCAUCGCUCGGAUCGCCGUCGGAUGCUCAGGCGCCGAUCCACGAUGAUGCGCAGAGUUCGCCGGAUCUGGGACAGUCCACGCACACGGACACGAGCCGCGCGACGAACCUGGAAGACGAUGUCUGCUUCCCUGUUCCGAGCCAGGUCGAUGAUAUUGCCCCUGGCCCCGAAGAGCCCGUGCAAGUGACGCCCGAGAGGCAGCGCCCUGGUUAUCCAUACACAUUCGAUUUCGAGGUGCUUGAAGCGUUUGCCGACGAAGAGCGCCACAGUCUGGGCGGUGUCCAAUCGUGGCCCGAGGCGCCUAAUGUCGGCAGUGCGCCGAAACGUCACCAUGGGACUUACCGUGGCAGUGCAAUGCCCGCUUCGGUCGACAAUGGCGACUCGACCCUGUACAGCCGUCGCCCGCGUCGUCCGACGAAUGGUGCUAGCGAAAGCGGUAACAAAUUCCAGCGCAAGCUCGCUCUCUUUGAGGGCGGCCAAUCGUUUGGCUCGUCGAUGGAGCCCUCGUCGCGUUUCUCGCAGAUGGCCGAUGCGACUGAUGAACCGACACGCCCCCUGCUGAAGGGUACGUCGCAGCAGACCUACCACGGCAUGACGAACAACGACAAGGAGCUGGCUGGUGAGACGCGCCACCGCUCGCGUGCUCACUCGCAACCGGAUGUCGGCCGCCCUACGCCUCUGCCGCAUGCUAUGGCGGACAAGCCUUACCGCUAUACCUUUUACUCGAAUGCGCUCCCUACAACGAUUCAUGCGCGCUACCUGUCGGAGCUUCCCGCGAAGCACCAGUCCUUUGAAGAGCUCUUCCAAGGCAUUGUACCCGACGAGGACAAGCCUCAAGGUGGUCAAGGUGGCACGACGACGCCCAAGGUGCCUCCUCCGCCUGGCCCACUUCCCCCAGGCGUGCCUACGGAUCCGGCGCGCAUGAUGGAGUCGGACCCCACGACGUGGUGGCUGGAUGUUCUCUGUCCCACGGACCAAGAAAUGAAAGUCAUCAGCCGGACCUUUGGCAUUCACCCUCUCACGACAGAGGAUAUCCUAAUGGAAGAGACGCGCGAGAAGAUUGAACUUUUCCGCAACUACUACCUCGUGUGUUUCCGGUCGUUCGACCAGGACCCUUACAGCCCCACCUACCUGGAACCGUUGAACAUGUACAUUAUUGUUUUCCGCGAAGGCACGCUGUCGUUCCACUUCCGCCAGACGCCACACCCCCAGAAUGUGCGCCGGCGUAUCAAGCAGCUGAAGGACUACAUUAAUGUGACAUCCGACUGGAUUUCGUACGCGCUGAUCGACGAUAUUACCGAUGCAUUCGGCCCGCUGAUCCAAGGCAUCGAGUUCGAGGUCGACUCCAUCGAUGAGCUUGUGCUAAUUCUGAAGGAGGCUGAGCAGAGCGAUAUGCUCCGGCGUAUCGGUACCUGCCGUAAGAAGGUCAUGGGCCUGCUGCGUCUUAUGGGCAACAAGGCGGACGUCGUCAAGGGUCUUGCGAAGCGCUGCAACGAGUACUGGGCGGUGGCGCCCAAGUCGGACAUUGGCUUGUACCUGUCCGAUAUCCAAGACCACUUGAUCACCAUGACCCAGAACUUGAACCACUACGAAAUGAUUCUGUCGCGUUCGCACAGCAACUACCUCGCGCAGAUCAGUAUCGAGAUGACUGAUGCGAACAACCAGAUCAACGACGUGCUGAGCAAGCUGACGGCGCUCGGUACAGUCAUUGUCCCGAUGAACGUCAUCACGGGUCUCUGGGAAUGA
This is a messenger RNA of Malassezia japonica, 2283 nucleotides long. It is a transcript of the gene MNR2, whose product is annotated as CorA metal ion transporter. Gene Ontology annotation, molecular function: magnesium ion transmembrane transporter activity. Gene Ontology annotation, cellular component: membrane. Gene Ontology annotation, biological process: intracellular magnesium ion homeostasis; magnesium ion transmembrane transport. Lineage: Eukaryota; Fungi; Basidiomycota; Malasseziomycetes; Malasseziales; Malasseziaceae. Bases 1 to 2283 code for a protein of 760 amino acids. The record is from RefSeq and is a predicted model, not a curated record. The transcript has 2 exons.